CCCGGUGUCUCCCAGGGGUGUGGCUAUGGAUUGCCUGCUGACACCCCCACCCCCGAUCGAUAACUUUUACCGGAGGGCGUGAAAGUCUUGGGCCCGCCUGUCAGAUUGGCUCUGGCGCUGACACCGGUGACCCUGCUGGAGGUUAGAGACAAGCUGCGCGCUUUGCGAAAGCACUAAUUCGGCUGAAUAGACAAACAUCAACGCCGGUCCCACCGCAGUUUGUUAAAAUUCAGCCUGGUUUGAGCGCAUAAGACGGUCACAGCGCCUGCUGGUUAUAAGCGCUCCACGGGACUGGUGAUUUCCGUAGGGACUCACACCUGCCCCACUUCCUCCUCAUUUGUCUCUAAUGUACUGAAGGGAGUUUUGGGGAUAACGCCAUGUUUAAUCCCGCAUGCAACCCAUUUAAAACAAAAAUUAAACAGAACCGUCAUUAAGUGUGUAAGUGUAGCGGUUAUUUUCGAUAAUGAAGAGAAUGGAACAGGAGAACAUUACUGACUUCAAAGCUAUCAGAGCCAAGUUUCAAGAAGAGAUCACCUUGAACCAGUACAGGAGAAAACCGAUGGUCCCUGAAAAGCCCAGACAGGUUCCACUACCACCCGGAGCUUGUCCGUCUCACCUGAGCACCAUCGCUGUGGAGAUUGAGAGCAACUCGUCAGUCCUGCCUAGAGCAAAGAAACACGGCAAGCGACCAGUCUCCUACCCACUGCCCCUGCCGCCCUGUACGCCUUCCCUCUUCAGCGGCAAGACGGCAGAAAAGGAACAGAGCACAAGGCAAACAUCAAAGGACAAGCGAUUGUCUCUUGGGCUUCCUGUACCAGGAAAAGAGCAGAAGGUCACCUUGGGUCUGCCUUCGAGCAGCUGCCUGCCGCCUGGCCAACCUGAGAUGGUGAUGUCCGCAGAAAAUGACGUUAAGUCGACAUCUCCAAAAACCAGUGGGAUCUCCCUCGAUACCAGCUCUCGAUCAAAGUCUCCCAGUAACAGUCCAGAAAUGACAUCCGGUUCUCCAUCUCCCAGAGGCAGAGGCUGCCUCUAUUCCCGGAGCACAUCUGCACCUAGUGUUUGUAGCGCUUUCGAAGACACUUCGGUUAGACACUCUACCCUCUCCAGCGAAGAAAGUGCUCAGGGUGUUAAUGUGGGAUCCCCGGAAGCCAGCAGCCCUCCAUGGCUCCCCUUGAAGGUAUCUCCCAAACUCUCUCCCAUGGGCUGCGAGAACCCGAAGGCAGAAGCUCCUCCUCAAAAACCCAAAAGUAUUUCUCAGGCCACCAGUGUCUCUGCCUUAGCUGCCAAGCUCAAUAUAGCCUCACACUGGAAGAUGCCGCACAUACGCAAGAACGGUGCAGAUUGGAAGACAAACUGUUUGCGACUGGGGCAUCGCGCUGAGACUGGUCCAGCUAAGAUACCUCUUCCCGGGUUACAGUCCCUGGGUCCCCCGCCGGAAAAACCACCCAGACCCCAUUUAGUGGAUCUCAGCCACUGCUGGGCCUUAUUUGGAAAGGAUCAACAUGAAAUUGGCUUUUUUGGGGUGCUUGAAUCUAUUGAUUUUGAAGGCCAAGCUCCUGAAUAUCCAGUGCCCCCGAAGCCUCAAGAUCUGGUGUGUCCAGAACUUUCAGGAAUUUUCAAUGUGGCUUUUAAUGCCCUAGAGUCCCAGUCCAUUGGUUCUGGGGACCAGAGCCUUCAUGCCACAGACCUUGAACCUAGAGAGCCAAAGUCAGCAGUUCUAGAGGCGCUGGGGUUGUGGACCAAGGAAUCUACACCUGCUUUGGACCCUCCAGACCAGGCUCCUCCAGCUCAGAAUUUUGCUUGUAUCACAGAACGUCAACACAAAGACGGAAAGCCAUUAGCUGGUCUUGGCUCUGAAAGACACAGUGAAAAUGCAGACGUCUAUGAAGAUGUUGAGAUCACAAACAAGCUUCGCCGCGGGCAGAAUACAUGGCGACGUAAAGUCAUUCCAAAAAAUCCGUACGCUGAUACUGACUUGAUGGGUGAAGAUUCGCGUAAGAGCGCAUGGUUUCACAACCCAUGCAGCAACGGGCGCAAGGAGAAUCGAGAGAGCAAUGAGGACAGAGAGCAGAAGAAACGAGAGAAAAAGGAGCGGCGGGAGAGGGAGAAGAAGGAGAACGAGAUGAGAAGGAAGUUCAAAAUAACUGGGCAGGAGGAGCCCAUGUACAAGGCCACGGUGACAGUCGCCAGCAAGGGCCGAAAGGGUGACCUUCCCGUACAGACCGGAGACGUCGUCAGCAUCAUCCGCACCACUGACUGUCCCAAAGGGAAGUGGCUGGCGAGGGACGAUGACCAUAAGUAUGGCUACAUCCCUGUGAUGAACGUGGAGCUGGACAUCAAGGAGAUGCUGGAGCUUGGAAAGAGGGCUUCCCAGGCAGCGGGGCGCCCCGCCGUCGAUGGGGACACCUUCAGCGACGGGAGCAGGUCUUCUAACCAAUGUCCUGCUCACAGUAGCAGCUUUACAGACAGUGAGGAAUGGACGUGUGACGAGGAAUCGAUCUUGUCUCCUUCCGAUGUGCGGUUGCAGAGUCAAAAUGUUUCCAUGGCUGAAAUGUGCUAUGCGAACGGCAAAGGCCAGCCGGCCGCCAGCAACGAUGGUUACGAGGACAGCCAGGCCCUGACGAGGUACGAAGCCCUCCAGAAACUUGCUACUUUCUUCCAGCAGCAGCAGCAGGAAAACGAGAGUAUCGCUGAGGAAAACGCAGGACAGACUCCUGCAGGAACUGAAGUUCAACCAAGUCUGUGUUCAGCAGAGGAGCACACAAGUCUGGCGGCUGCAUUUUCGACUCGCCGAAGCAGCGAGCCAGAAGGGGAAUUCCAACUGAUGGACCUGAUCAUCCUGCCCCCCCCCGCACCCUUCGCCGACAGGGGGUGACUGGCCUGGCAGCCGGGCUCACGGGAGAAGUGGCCAGAACACGUUGGUGAUUCCAUCAGAUUAUCAUCUGAACCUUUCCGGACUUAUCCGCGUAUGGGAUGAAAGUAAAAUGCAUUACUUCAUUCGUGAACGUUCAAGAAAAAUAGAUUGCGUGAAGGUUUUUGAAUAGAGAAGUAGUGGAAAGAGUGACUGCCGGUCAGUUUUAAUCACUCACCACCACGAAGCAGUUUCCAAGGUUGAGAAGCCAGUUUUGCAGAACUUGGUUGCGUUAAGAGUGUCGGCAAGCUGAACUGUCAAACGUUGUCAUAAGCUGCUGAAGGUCGUCAUCGGGUUUAGAGCUGGUCAUCUUAGCUGGGUGCUGCAAGCGAAGUCCAUGUACUUAACCUUCAUGGUUACUGUAACUGUCUGAUCUCUGCAGUGUAAUGACGAGGGAGAAAAGGGUUAUUUUUCUAUAAAAAUCUUGAAUAUGGUAAUAAAGUAAUAAAAUAUGAUUCGGGUAAUCUAAAGGUUACCACAGAACAGAAGUUCUCUAGUUGCAGUUUCUGUGUUGGGGUUUUGAUUUGUUAGGAUUGGGGAUAAGUUCCAGGUUAGAUGCAGUGUAGGGUUUUGCACUGAUAUGUUGUGUGACGGCAUCAGUUUCAUCAAUGUCUCACUUAUACUGUGACCUAUUUGUCAAUAAAUGUCUUCGUUUAAAUCCUG
Paramormyrops kingsleyae is the source of this 3574-nucleotide messenger RNA. RefSeq lists its product as uncharacterized. Gene Ontology annotation, molecular function: protein binding. Gene Ontology annotation, cellular component: plasma membrane. Gene Ontology annotation, biological process: protein localization to plasma membrane; integrin-mediated signaling pathway; T cell receptor signaling pathway. NCBI's taxonomy places the organism in Eukaryota, Metazoa, Chordata, Actinopteri, Osteoglossiformes, Mormyridae. The record is from RefSeq and is a predicted model, not a curated record.